AUGCGUAUUGAUAAGUCUGGGUUUCAGCAUAUUUCGUUUCUCACCUCAAGAUUUCCAAAGGUUGAUUACCUUCGUCUUGGUGAAUGUCAACAACGGUUUGUUCAAAAAUGGUUAGAUUUUAAAGCGAAUAAACUUCAACAUCCUCCACGGCCCACCAUCCUUACCGCUCAGGUUUGUCCUGUCUAUACCUUAGGCAGAAGAGAUACGAAAACGAAUAUAGACGACAACAUUGGUGGAGCCAAAGUUAUCAAAGCACUCAGAGGAGGCCAAACUACCUACCAUGGUCCAGGCCAAUUACUUGUAUAUCCAAUUUUGGAUUUAAACGCAUUACACUUGAAUCCCCGAAAAUAUGUUUCUAAGCUCGAGGAAGCGAUUAUUCAGACAUGCAGACAUUUUGGAAUGAAAACGGCACACACGAAUGAACACACAGGUGUCUGGUUAACGGAUGACGAAAAGAUUGCAGCUAUAGGGAUUCACUUACGAAGGUAUAUUACAAGCCAUGGACUAGCUCUUAAUGUGUCUACCGAUUUAGAGAUGUUUAAAAAGAUUGUUGCUUGUGGAUUAGAGGACAAAACUACCACAAGCUUUCAAGCCCAGGGAGUAAAUGUUAGACUAAAGGAAGUAGAGCAAGUACUUGUUCAGCAUUUAAUAAAUGCUUUAUUGUCUUGA
Schizosaccharomyces osmophilus is the source of this 669-nucleotide messenger RNA. RefSeq names its product mitochondrial lipoate-protein ligase Lip2 (gene lip2). The record is from RefSeq and is a predicted model, not a curated record. Gene Ontology annotation, molecular function: lipoyl(octanoyl) transferase activity. The transcript has a single exon. Bases 1 to 669 code for a protein of 222 amino acids. Gene Ontology annotation, biological process: protein lipoylation. NCBI's taxonomy places the organism in Eukaryota, Fungi, Ascomycota, Schizosaccharomycetes, Schizosaccharomycetales, Schizosaccharomycetaceae. Gene Ontology annotation, cellular component: mitochondrion.